ACCACCGCCUCUCCGGCAGGUGGCGCUGCGGCCCCGCGGCGCUGUUCGCUGUUUCCCCUGCAGAUCAGAGAGAGAGCGACCGGCCGGCGGUGGCAGACCAAAAUACAAACAAUGGGCAAGAAGCACAAAAAGCACAAGUCCGAAAAACACGGAUAUGAAGAGUACGGAGAGAGACCGCUGAAGCUGGUGCUGAAAGUGUCUGGGAAUGAAGUGACGACGGGAAGCUCGAGUCGGGACACUUUCUACGACGAGCAGCCGGCAGAUACUGACAAACCGAAGGAGAAGAAGAAGAAAAAGAAGAAGGAUAAAGAGAGGAGCCUCGGCUCACCAGAGGAUGACAGAGGAAAGAAAAAGACUCCAAAGAAGAAGAAAGGACAGGAUGCAGAUGGAGAGGAGGACCGAGAGCAGAGCAGAACUCCUAUCCGCUCAGAGCUCGAUAAACUGGAAGCAGAGAAGGAACAAACUCCACUGCAGGAAGCUUUGAACCAGCUCAUCAGGCAGCUCCAAAGGAAAGAUCCCAGUGCUUUCUUCUCCUUCCCGGUGACGGACCUCAUCGCUCCCGGCUACUCCUCAAUCAUCAAACGGCCCAUGGACUUCAGCGCAAUGAAGGACAAAGUAAAGAAAGAGUGCUACCAGUCACUCGAUGAACUCAAGGCGGAUUUCAGGAUCAUGUGUGAGAACGCCAUGAUUUACAAUAAACCCGAGACCAUUUACCACAAAGCAGCUCGGAAACUGUUACACUCCGGGAUGAAGAUCCUGAGCCAGGAAAGACUGGACAGCCUGAAGCAGAGCAUAGAGUUCAUGUCCGGCCUCGACCCUUCUGCCAGACAGCCAGUGAAGUCUGAGGAACAAGGGGGCACCGGUCAGGACCAGAACAAAGACAGACCCAUGACCUCGGACACCAGCGAUCGCUCCCAGACACCCAGCACUCCCAGACAGGAUAAGGACUCCAAGGACGAAGCGGCAAAGGCAGAGAAAGAGCUGGAGGAAAUCCGCAAGGUUAUCGAAGACUCGGGAGGAAAGCUGUCCAGCAGAGUGCUGCAGUGUGAUUUGGAGUUUGCGAGGCGGAAGUCUGACGGCUCCACCACUCUGGCCAUCCUCAACCCAGCAGAACCGUCGGUGGGAGAUGCUGGUUACUGUCCUGUGAAACUCGGCAUGAUGUCCAAUCGGCUGCAGAGCGGCGUGAACACCCUGCAGGGCUUCAGGGAGGACAAGAGGAACCGGGUUACUCAAGUGUCCUACAUCAACUACGGGCCCUUCACCUCCUACGCUCCCACCUACGACUCCAGCUUCGCCAACAUCAGCAAGGAGGAGUCCGACCUCAUCUACUCUUCUUACGGCAACGAGUCCAGUCCGCGGGGCUCAGACAGCUUGACAGAGUUCCUGGCCAACUCAGAUGAGUACGUGUACAAACUGGCGGACAAUCUUCUGGACGCAAUAACCAACGGAGAGCAUUCGAAAACCCUGAAGCAGAACGAACCGCAGGUGGAGACGGCAACAAAUACACAAGGGGACAAGAAUGAGAUGGAGGUAGCUGAACCCGAUGCAUACUACAGCAACCGGCUGGACUUCCUGUACUCGGUUACAGGCCUGCAGAAGCCUGAAGAGCUCACUGGAGAGGCUCUGCAUUUCCAGCAGAAGUUGGACGAGACUACAAAGCUGCUGCGUGACUUGCAGGAAGCACAGAAGGAGCGUCUGAGCGCCAAGCAGCCACCUAACAUGAUUUGCUUGAUGGCCCCGACUCAGAAGGAGAUGGAGCUGGCGGAGAAGGUGACGGGGAACCUGGCUGAGCUGACCGGUCAAGUGGCUCCAUGUGACGUCAGCAGCGUGUACGGCAUCAGGAGGGCCAUGGGCAUCGCUCUACCUGCAGAACCACCCGAGCCCUUCAUUGACCUCACCACUGUGCAGGGGAUGGCUGAACCGAUGGAGACCUCGUCCAGUUGUCAGGAUGCUGUUCCGGUGCCUCCGGUAUAAUUAAAUUCCACCCACACGUUCUACAGCUGAAUAACUUAAGUUUUGUACGAAAGGUGCUUUUUUUCUGUGAGACAUUUGUAUGCAUUUCAAUUAAUAAACCUUCUUUUUUUUAAUAUA
Messenger RNA from Acanthopagrus latus (yellowfin seabream), 2091 nucleotides. RefSeq names its product bromodomain containing 7 (gene brd7). Bases 112 to 1974 code for a protein of 620 amino acids. The transcript has 17 exons. Gene Ontology annotation, cellular component: nucleus. The record is from RefSeq and is a predicted model, not a curated record. Lineage: Eukaryota; Metazoa; Chordata; Actinopteri; Spariformes; Sparidae. Gene Ontology annotation, biological process: regulation of transcription by RNA polymerase II.